This is a messenger RNA of Closterium sp. Yama58-4, 1320 nucleotides long. Lineage: Eukaryota; Viridiplantae; Streptophyta; Zygnematophyceae; Desmidiales; Closteriaceae. The record is from the annotation of a GenBank genome assembly.
AUGCCCACUGAAGAGCCCGAUCCACCAGAUGACGCGAGGAACGGACUCUCUGUGCUGGGCGUUCUACCACGCCUUAGCGAGAACUACGCCGUGCCCAUCGCUCAGCCGCCGCCUCGUGAGCCGUCACCAGAAGUAGUGGUAGGAACGGUUUAUCCGUUCGAGCCUCCAGACUCACCGACGGCGUGGGAGCCACAUCCAGACAUUGAAUUAGUUCCCGGCGGCGGCGAGGGAUCGUCAAAGCCGCCCACUGCUUCGCCGUCUACUGUCAGCACCGCGCCCGUGAAGCGACCGCGUGUGGGAACAACGUACAAGCAGCAGACGCUCUGGGGCGCCCCUCCUCCCCGAAACGCUACUCCCCACGAGCGCUCUGCUCCUUCUGCCGAUCCGAAGCCACCCACCGCUCUGGCGGAUGCUGAGUAUGAGUCGGUGAAGAAGACCUUGAAGGGUCAGUGGGCAGGUAGCUUCAAGUGGUUGCGUUUACUGCGCAUGUCUAACGGCCGUCCGUCUCUGAAGUGUGCUAUUUGUGUGAAGCAUGGAUACCCACUAGCGCACACCGCGUACGGACCGAGGGGUGAGGGUGCGCGGGAUCUCCAGAUCGGCAGCAUCCGCACUCACACCUCAUCCCGUGCACACAAGCAGGCGUUGGAGAGUCAAGAGAAGGCGGAGGCGGAGAAGGCGAAGCAGGCUUCUAUCACACGCUGGCAGGCCACGGAUGCAUCCACUCGUCACAUCAUUCGGCUCCUCCACAUCGCGCAUUUUGUGGACAUCACCCUUGUUGCGCACAUCGUGCAGCAGACAAGGCUGCGUCUGAAGACGCGGUAUUCCCUCCACGACCCUACACAUCAUUUCGGCAGCGGGGAGAAGAUGCAGCUUCCCGAGUUCAUUAAGAGCCUCGGGAAAACGGACAAGCGCGAGAUGAAGGCGGAGGGCGUAGACGGGGACGGGAAUCCCGUGACGUUUGAGUUCACGCUGCACGGGCGCCCGCUGCCUGGACACGAGACGGGAGGCGAUUUUACGGCGUGCGUCGAGCUAGCGAUCAAGCACGUGCGCGCCAUUGACAAGGAGGUGGAGUGGCGGAUGCGAGACCUGGAGCUUAUGGAAGGCUCGAAGCUUUUCCGCACAGCCUCGUACGUGUCCGACGACACGAAGCGGCUGGAAACCUUCAAGAAGUGGCUCGGCCAGCUGCACAAGCUGUACCACCACAUGCUGCCUGGUAAGCCUUCCGUUGCGCUUGCACAUGUUAUCAUGUUUGUUGUCGCUCUCAUGCCUGCCUUGAGGUUGACCAUUGCACAUCCUGCAUACUGUGGCUUGUUGGACUAA